Diplodia corticola is the source of this 450-nucleotide messenger RNA. RefSeq names its product 60s ribosomal protein l28. The transcript has 3 exons. Gene Ontology annotation, biological process: translation. Bases 1 to 450 code for a protein of 149 amino acids. Gene Ontology annotation, molecular function: structural constituent of ribosome. Gene Ontology annotation, cellular component: ribosome; cytosolic large ribosomal subunit. The record is from RefSeq and is a predicted model, not a curated record. Lineage: Eukaryota; Fungi; Ascomycota; Dothideomycetes; Botryosphaeriales; Botryosphaeriaceae.
AUGCCUACCCGCCUCUCCAGCACCCGCAAGCACCGCGGCCACGUCUCGGCCGGUAAGGGACGUGUCGGCAAGCACAGGAAGCAUCCCGGUGGUCGUGGUCUUGCCGGUGGUCAGCACCACCACCGCACCAACAUGGACAAGUACCAUCCCGGUUACUUCGGUAAGGUCGGUAUGCGCUACUUCCACAAGGUCCAGGGUCACUUCUUCAAGCCCGUCAUCAACCUCGACAAGCUCUGGACCCUUGUUCCCGCCGAGAAGCGCGACGAGUACAUCCAGGCCAAGUCCACGGACAAGGCCCCCGUCAUCAACCUCCUCGACUUCGGCUACGCCAAGCUCCUCGGCAAGGGCCGUCUCCCCGAGGUCCCCAUCGUCGUCAAGGCCCGCUACGUCAGCGCCGAGGCCGAGCGCAAGAUCAAGGAGGCCGGCGGUGUCAUCCAACUCGUCGCAUAA